AUGGGCCCGUGCUUCAGCCGGGCUCAGAACAAUGGGCAGCUGUCGGCUCCUCGGGGUGGACGGGCUGCGGCCGAGAGGCGGCAGUUCUGCCAGUGGCCCUGCAAAUGCCCCAGAGAUCGACCCUACUGUGCCCCGGGCGUGAGCUCUGUCCUGGACGGCUGUGGCUGCUGCAAGAGCUGUGCCAGACAGAUCGGAGAGCCCUGCAAUGAGAGGGACGUAUGCGAUCCACACAAGGGCAUGUACUGCGACUUCUCAGCAGACCGGCCGAGAUACGACGUGGGAGUGUGUGCAUACAUGAUGGCAGUGGGCUGUGACCUGAAUGGGGCCCACUAUGAGAACGGAGAGGCUUUCCAGCCCAGCCCCCUCUAUAAGUGCACAUGCAUUGCCGGAGCCAUCGGCUGUACCCCUGCUUUCAUCCAGAAGCCUGCCGGCCUCCUGGGCCCCGCCCCGCUGAUGGGCAACAUGCCAGCUGGCCUCCGCAGUGGCCAGAGCUCAAACAAGCAGCAGCAGGACACUACGUACAUGUCAGGUUACCCUUUAACUGUAACACUGAAAGCUUACAGGGAUCCUCCUUUAGCCUGGAAGAAGAACUGUCUGAUCCAGUCGACGCCCUGGAGUCCCUGCUCCAAGACCUGCGGCCUUGGCAUCUCUGUACGAGUCAACAACGACAACAGCAAAUGUGAGAUGAGGAAGGACCGCCGCCUGUGCCUGCUGCGACCAUGUGAGAAAAGCGUGCUCAAGAGCAUUAAGAUGCCAAAAGGAAAGACGUGCUUGCCAAAAUUCCAGGCAAAAAAAGCAGAGAAACUCAAGCUCUCCGGCUGCACCAGCACCAAGAAGUUCAAGCCAACAUACUGCGGCGUCUGCACAGACAAGCGCUGCUGUGUCCCCAACAAGUCACGCAUGAUAAAGGUCAACUUCACCUGCAAAGGGGGCUCCAACACACAGUGGAAGAUGCAGUGGAUAAUGUCCUGUGUGUGCCAGAGGAAGUGCAACGAUCCGGGCGACAUGUUUUCUGACCUGCGGUUACUCUAAUGGAAC
Molecule: messenger RNA, 1038 nt
Organism: Acanthochromis polyacanthus (spiny chromis)
Lineage: Eukaryota; Metazoa; Chordata; Actinopteri; Pomacentridae
Gene: ccn6
Product: cellular communication network factor 6
Exons: 5
Coding region: 1-1032 (343 amino acids)
Biological process (GO): signal transduction; cell adhesion
Cellular component (GO): extracellular matrix; extracellular region
Molecular function (GO): heparin binding; integrin binding
Source: RefSeq, a predicted model, not a curated record